Molecule: messenger RNA, 1881 nt
Organism: Protopterus annectens (West African lungfish)
Lineage: Eukaryota; Metazoa; Chordata; Ceratodontiformes; Protopteridae
Gene: AP2S1
Product: adaptor related protein complex 2 subunit sigma 1
Exons: 5
Coding region: 153-581 (142 amino acids)
Biological process (GO): intracellular protein transport; clathrin-dependent endocytosis
Cellular component (GO): intracellular membrane-bounded organelle; membrane coat; AP-2 adaptor complex
Molecular function (GO): clathrin-cargo adaptor activity
Source: RefSeq, a predicted model, not a curated record
UUAAGAUUUCCUAUCACACUGGGGCAGUUGGGGGUCUGGUGGUGAUAAGGUUUGGAGUAUUGCAGCAGAACGUUAGUAAGUUAAUUGGAAUUGAAGUUAGGAUUCUCCUUGUGUAUAUUACAUUUGUUGAUAUAACCUUUGGAUAGUGUAAUAUGAUUCGUUUCAUUCUUAUCCAGAACCGUGCUGGUAAAACUCGCCUUGCAAAAUGGUAUAUGCAGUUUGAUGAUGAUGAGAAGCAGAAGUUAAUCGAGGAAGUGCAUGCUGUUGUUACCGUCAGAGAUGCCAAACACACAAACUUUGUUGAGUUUCGGAAUUUUAAAAUAAUCUACCGACGCUACGCUGGACUGUACUUCUGUAUCUGCGUUGAUGUUAAUGACAAUAAUCUGGCAUACCUGGAAGCCAUUCACAACUUUGUAGAGGUUUUGAAUGAAUAUUUCCACAACGUCUGUGAAUUAGACCUUGUGUUCAAUUUUUACAAGGUAUACACUGUGGUGGAUGAGAUGUUCCUUGCAGGAGAGAUCAGAGAAACAAGCCAAACAAAGGUUUUAAAGCAACUACUUAUGUUGCAGUCCCUAGAAUGAGACUAGUAUGGAGUCCAACCAGUUUGGGACCUGGCAUUUCCAGACUGAGCCAGUGCCUCUCUCUGUACGAAAAAGUCAAUCAGUGUGCAGCUUGUUUUAUACGGUGUAGGAAGAACCAGACCCAAUAUCAAGCUCAAGACUUUUAGUUCAUUGUUUUCUUGGUGUCUUGUACACUGCUAACACUACCAGAUGUUAACCUUAUUAAUGCAGAAGUGUACUAUACAGAGUUGCUUCAGAAGGCCUGCCAGAUGGUGACAACUAAUAAACCCUGUAUAUGAUUGUGUUAUUAGUAUACCCAGCAUUGAAAACAGUAUGGAUGCAGGUUUAUAAUACAACAAGACUAAGUGAGUGUGAAGUUGGUCUUUCUGCCCUCUUGGUUAAGCAUUCCACUUUAGAAAUCACAUACCUGGUGUAUAUGAAAAACUCUCAUGUGUACACACACACAUGGAACACUGCGAUUCACACUGCAAAUUCGGGGGGGGGGGGGCAACUGUUAGGCACCUUUAAACAGAGGCCACCACUGAAUGGCAGUGUCAAGCUCCAACAGCUUGAAAUACUUGGACUGCCACACUUCUUAUGUGGCAGUAUAAAGUGUAACUACAGCUUUUUACAGGAAUAAAGAUGCACUUUUCUUCUGGCUGCUGUCUGUGAAGCAACACUGAGUGUAGUACGGCUGUCAAAUCCCUCAUCUGUAACAUGUUUUUUUUUCUUUAUUUUAAACAGUAUAUUGUGAAAGCAAGUGUUAAAUGUCCAAGAGUUAGAACUAGAUUAAAGUUAAGGUUAACUUUUUAUAAGUAGAAAGUCUUGCUGUCUAUUUUUUAUUGACAGAGUGAAAAAAUGUAUAUGUUAAGGCCUUGUAGAUUCUGGCUUAAUCAAACAUGUGCUGAAUAACUUUUAUGAACGUUUUAGAUGUUCUGCUUGAGCUAAAUAGUUUGAGAUAGCUCCUCAAAGUACACUUGCACAACAUUUUCCAUUGAGAUGCUUGGCAGUCUGGAUUAUACUUCACACAUCCCAGAUAAUGUUUUUGUUAAUUUGGAAAGAAAACAUGUUUGCUUUGUUUAUGUAUGCUGUUGUGUUUUUAUCAUAAUGGCAUAGCACUGAGUAGAGCGGAGAUGCUGUGUCCUGGUUUAAAAAAGAAAAAAAAUAGCCUUGCCCAUUUUUGAUCAUCUUGAAAGAUAGCAGGAUUUGAACAAAGCGGAUAAUCCACAAAACUUUAAGUAAAGUGUCCUUUCAUGCAUUCCAUGGUUUCUGUUAUUGUGAUAUACUUGGAAACCACACAAUAAACGUGUGAUUAAAUAAA